Porites lobata is the source of this 7902-nucleotide messenger RNA. NCBI's taxonomy places the organism in Eukaryota, Metazoa, Cnidaria, Anthozoa, Scleractinia, Poritidae. The record is from the annotation of a GenBank genome assembly.
AUGUCUUUUCUUCAUUACAUUACCUUCAAGCUGGUUGUAAUAAGGGAUAAAAGAAUUGGCUCGAUAUACUACACUUUGGCAGCUGUCAUCGUCCUCUACACUCUGGCCGAAAUAUUUCUUAAGAAAGGUUACCUGGAGGUGAGAAUAGUGGAAUCGAAACAGUACUAUUAAAAUAUAUGUAUCAUUCUAGAAUAUUGCUUCCUUUCAUGUCUAGUUUUUACAAAGAAAAAAAGAGAAGAGAAUUCUGGUUUUGUAUGGUGUUGAACUGUGCCAGUCACUUUCCGCUAACGGUUUAUUACCCUAAAGCAAAACCAUAUUUCAUCAUUGCAUUAUCAUCAUCAUCCUGAUCAUCGUCAUCAUCAUCAUCAUCAUCAUCAUCAUCAUCAUCAUCAUCAUCAUCAUCAUCAUCAUUGUCAUCAUCGAUGUCUUUGCUGUCGUCAACACCAUCAUCCUGUCUUCCAUUUUUGUCAUCAUUGCCAUUAUACAGUAUUUUAAAUAUUAUGGGAUGUUCAAUUGUUAAUUUUUUAUCUGCACUCCUCCCUCCCUCCUAAGCCACACCUUUGUCAGAAGAGUCCAAAAAAUAAAUCUUUGUACAACUUUUCAUUCCUGUAGCAUGUUUCAUUUUGAAAAUACAGCAAUUUGAACUUCCGAGUUUUCACAGUGCAUGACACCAAAAAUGGAAUGCUUUCUCAUUGAAAAACAGUCUCUCCUCUUGGUUUUCAGCAGUAUAACCAUUUCAAGUAUCAGAAGAUAUGUUUAUGCGCACGUGUUCUAGUUCUCAAGGGAGAGAAAGAGCUUUUAUUAAAAAAGCGAACUCCAGAUGUUUUUGUUGAUUUCCGGCAGCCAUAUUUGUGGACCAAAAUGGUACGCCAAUAUGGCAUCUCCGUACAAAGCUCUACAAAUGUGUGUGGGGCAUUUGGGCAAAUAACUCAGAAACUGUGUGCCAGAAGGACCUGAGACUUGGACAAAUUGUUUAUAUAUUAGUCUUUUAUAACAUUUCAUUUUCUUGACUUCUGCCACUGGACGGUUUCCAAUACUUUUUUGUUUCGUGACAGUGAAAAUGAUCUAUACUGAACUCCCCUAUUCAAAAACCUACAGUCCUAAUAUGGGAAGGGUAGAUGUAGAUGCAUGUAGGUGUAUAAAAUAAUAUAGCUUCCUUAUCCAGGGGUAUACCAUCCAUAUCUGACUUAUAACUAUGUAUAAUAAUUCUGAUAAUUUGCAUCUCUGGCCUUUUUUUCCGUAAAAACUGUACCUUACCUACAACAUUAUGUGUAAAAUAAACAACUUAUAACUACUGUGUAUCCCUGCAUAUUCCUGUGUUCCACUAUUAUUAUUAUGAUCGUGAAUCACUUCAUUAUCAUCAUAUUGCUAAUAAUAGUGUCAUGAGCACUACCAUAAAAGUUACCAUUACUAUUACACCUGUUGUUUGGGAAAAGGAAAACAAUCAAUAAAAAUUAUGGUUGUUUCAAUAUUCUAGUCAAAUUUUGCAGAUCCUGCUGUCUCCAUUUUAAAACACUGAAUGAAUAUCUUGAAGUCUUGAAUAUUUUUUACCAUAGCUAAAAUUUUAGAACUCAAUCAGACAUGACACUGGACACUGAUUUUGUUCGUAUUCUGAAAUUUGGUUUUAGUUUGAUACAUCACCAGAAGCCACUAUGAGAUUCCUUCUCUCAGACCCUAAAGAGGAUGUUGCAAGCAAUAGUGAACAGACAUCUCAGAUGAGCAAUUUAAGCUACUGUUGCACCAAAGGUGUGGUAUAGUAAAUCUAUAAAAUGCAGUACUGCAUUGCCAUUUAAUUGUCAUGCUGCAUCAUACUCAUCAGUACAAGUGUCCAUAAUCUCUACAUACAUGUACAUGUUGACUCAGAAGUCCAUGUAUUGGCUACUAUUAUUUUUUUUUUUAUAGCAAAAAGUAAUUAACUGCCAUUAACCCAUGACAGGGUAAAAGUUGUUCUUUAAUAGACAGACUUUACAUUGCAUGACUUUAACCUGAUACCUUGAAUUAUAUAAUAUAGUACAUAGCAAAAAGUUCAUCACCGGAAUCAGAUCAAGAAUGGCUAUUUCAAUUUGGAACAGCUCAGCCAUUCUUCCUGCCCGACUCAGCCAGGAUUUUUUCCUUUGGAAAAAGACAUUCUAAUGCCAAACUUGUGAUGUACUAACUAAUUAUAAAUGGAAUGGAAGAAUUGAUUAUGGAAAACUAAAUACAAUGUAAUUUGUGCAUCAUAUGCUUCUAAUUUAUCUUACUUUUCAUUCAAAAUAUUUUGCCAUUUCUGGUUGGCUCCAGUCCCCUAGCUAAUUCUUCAUAACCAACAGGCACUAGCCAUAUUUGGAAGAUGCGAGCAAUAUACCAUCAAUUCAAUGGUAUAAUUAUUUGAUUGGAAAUGAGGUCGUUCAAUGGUAUAAUUAUUUGAUUGGAAAUGAGACUGCAUAAGCAAUAGACCAUUGUUCAACUUCAUUUCCAGGAGUUGCCACCAAGCACGCAGUUUAUUCAUGAGUUAACUAAAAAAAUGGCAUUCAUGGCUAUCCGACAAAGAAAUAGCUGAAUGUCUGACUAAAAGAAGAUGGAAAAAUUCCAAGAAUAUGCAAAACAUAUUGCUCAAUGGAUGUUAUUUACCUUCAGCAGAGGCCUUCAGCCUUAGUGUAUAACAUCCUACUCAGCCUCCUUCAACAAUUGCCAAAUAUCAUAUUGUUACAGAAAACUUUGAAAGGCACUUGAUAAUUAAAUAGAGUUUUUUCAAACCACUUCAGAGACGAUUAAGAGACAAACUCUCGCCUCACUUCUCAAAAUAAUACUUUCAUCUCGCAAGAGACAUUAAAAUUAUUGUUUUGCUUCAAAGUAUGUGUUUAUAACAACCUUGACAACUAAGUUUAACAUCUCAAACAACAGAGAUAGAUUACUCUGACGUAUUUGGGUCAGUCAAAAAAAUAAUGGUUUAUAAAUAAUUAUUUUGUACCUGACAUAUGGCAAAUGACAUAUUUUAGGUGAACCAACCAAGAUGUGUACACCCUGCCAGGUUUUGGAUGCUCGAGAAUUGUUGUGGCCAGUAGAAUCUCGCACAAUCAGUUUAACGACGUUUGCAAAAGAUCGAUGGCAAACAAGAAACACCUCUCUGGACAUUAUUUCAGAGUUUAAAACAGUAAGGUACCAGAAACUUAAAUUGUUAAUCUACACACCAUUCUUUUUACAUUAAAGACAAUAAGCUAAAGUGUGGGGGUAACCUGCAAUUUUCUCUAUACAUUUAUACUCUUGAUCAGGCAUCAUUUUAAAGCAAGUUUCUUAAAUUCACAGGCAAUCAUUAUGAUGGAUAGCAAAUAGAACCUAGAAAAUUAUGGGUUAAUUUUUGGGUUAAUUGAGGUGUUUGGUCCAGUUUCAAAAUUUCGUAAACACUUGUGAUGGAAUUUUAAACGCUUUGCAGGAAUAUGGAUUUCAAACAAAGGUCUUGUUUCUUGUUUUCUCGGCCUUUGUCAGGGUCUACCAUUUACCAACCUUAAUAAUAUUAUUAAUUUUGUUUCCAUAAAAUAUCCUUACCCACAUACUGUGGACUGUCAUUUGAAAUUUCAAGUGAUAAGUGGAGGAAGGGGGAGGGGCUGAAGACCUAAGUUUUUAUUAUAAAAAAGGAAAGUGAUAUAAAGUCGAACCUCCAUGUGCGACCACCUCCCAUAAGCGACCGCCAAUCCAAAACACCAAAAUUUUCCCAGUCAAAGCGUUACGGUUGGAACCUCUAGUAAACGAGCACCUGAUAAGCGACCGUGAACACUUUUGGAGCCUGACAGUUAAUGAUUUUCUAUUGUUUUUAACCUCAUGUAAGCGACCACUUGACACAUUCUCUGAUCUCUAUGUUCGUUGUGUCCACUAUGCUACUAAGAAAAUACGAAGAACUUUCGUGACAACAUGGAGUUACACAUGGAGUAACUUAGACAUGUGCAAUAAAUAUCUUCCAUAAAGUAGAUGUGUCUAGACUUCUUCUUGGAAGAGACUCCCCGUGGUUUGAUUCUUGUAAGCGACCACCUCCCGUAUGCGACCACUCAGUCUUUGCAUUUUGGGUGGUAACUUAAAGGACGUUCGACUGUAUGGGGCUAAACUGGAUUUUUUUAUAAAUCUCCAGAGGGAUAGGGAAUUCAAACCCGAGAAACCCUCUGGUGGGUAGUAUGGAUUUUAUUUGACUGCAACAACACAUCAAUUACAUCAUUGCUUAAUACACUGUAUAUCGUUUUUGUUUCAGAGAAAAAAUGUAUUUCACAGCUCAACCAGAGUCAAUGAUGAUUAAAAUUGAGCAUGCAGUGUUGGCAACAAAGUUUUCAGGAGGAAAGAAGGGAAACAGCUUGGCAGCUUCACAAAGAAAUAUGAAGGGAUUCCUCUACGGUCUGAACGGAACUAUUCUAAGAAGGCAAAGUAACUAGUUCCUUCAUCUUUGCUGAAAUCAUUUGUGUUCAUGCACAUUAUACAGGCCACUCUGCACAUUUUAUUUAAGACAUAUUCAAACUUAAAGGCACUUAUAUAGUUUGACCAAAUUUGUAUGUUAAAAGAUGCAUUGUUUGGAUGGACAAUAUCAACGACAACAUUAUUUGCUGCAAUACAUUUACAGUAAACUGCGCUACAGUUUCCUUGCAAUUAAAAGUAUUUAAAAACUCGGUGAUUCUAUUUACCAAACAAAUAAGGAAAAAUCGCAUUGAUCGUAUUAGAUUUUUCGGUACCCCUACAUGGCAGCAGUAAGAGCCACACCCUAUAGGGUUAUGUACAGUAGACAGCAAAAUACGUGGUGUUUUUGCAAAACUCAUGAACGCAUGAACGGUCAAACAAAAGCCCUGGAGUGAGGGUGAAAACAAAGUGUGGGACAGGGUAGAAACACAAAAAAACUGCUCGCCCCUGGAAAGAACUGAUUUUCAGCAUGGAUAAUUAUCCAUGUUUUCAGGAAAAAAAACCGACUGUUUGCUGUUAAACGAUUACCGUAUUUCCUGGAAUAUGAGCCCUGGGCUCUUUUUUAAAGAAAUAUUUAAUAUAUGAGAUCAUAGUACCUUCUAGUGAUUUACAUUCAAAACUGCCAACAAAGAUUGUCCCUUCACUGCCAGGUGAUGCAUGGUCCGAACAGGUGCACUCAAUAAAUAGUCUAACUCAUCUUUGUGUUUCCUCUUAUUCCACAGCCUUUCAAAUGAAGACAAUGGUCCUAGAGGCAGAGCAGACAAGUUUACUGUGCGGGAAAUUCUUCACGCCGCAGGAGUAGAAAGUUUGGAUGAGCCUUCUGAUGCUCUUAAUGCCAAGGGAAAACCUUUUCGCCGCCAUGGGAUUGUUCUGCGCGUGGCUAUUAAUUAUCAAAACUCCGACUCCAGUUUUCUUGGAACCGGGUAUGGGUUUUCAAGUAUUCUCUUGACAUGUUUCAUUUCGUAGCCCGAGAAAACAGCCGACAAUUUUGCGACGCUACCACUGUUUUUCCCGCGAAGUGACGUCUGAGAAACGAGCGCAGAAACUCCAUACUGAUGACGUGUCACUACCCAGAUCUGGGUAGUGCUUCUGAUUGGUUGAAGCAAAUUUCCCACGCGGCUUGACCUUUCAGAAGCACUACCCAGAUCUGGGUAGUGACGCGUCAUCAGUAUGGAAUUUCUUCCCUCGUUUCUCAAAUGUCAUUUCGCGGGGAAAACAGUGGUGGCGUCGUGAAAUGUCGACUGUUUAGUUAGGCUAUUCAUUUCGUUGCCUGUAGUUUCUGAGUUUAGGGUGCAUUUGGAUUCUGGAUACCACGCUGUGAAUUCCGGAUUCCAACUACUAAAAUCCGGAUCCCUUGUCGGUGGAACUUGGCCUCCGGAUUCCAAUCGUUAGCGGGAUUCCGGAUUCUUUAAACUGAAUUACGGAUCCCAAAACUUAGGAGUCUGGAUUCCACAAACGAAUGUUCCCGGAUUUCGGAAACCGAGUCACCUUACACGGGCCAAGAGGUUAGCUCAACAACCUAGCUUUUCGCAAAAUGGGUAAUUCAUAGGUCAUGUUUUAUCUUGUGUCGUUUUUUCAAACCUUAUACUGGAGCUCCACGCGCGGUGCUUCGGAGCCCCAUAGCUAAGGAAAUGUGGUAAUCUACCCAUGCGAGAAAAUUUGGUAAUCACGUGACCGUACACCCCCGACCGACCGACCGCCCGGUCGUCCGUCCGCACCACAGGCAUACCAAUGUAAAAUAAUUCAAUCAACAGGUAUGGCAACCCAAAUGCAACUCAAGGUUUUAUUUGGAAGGAAAUCACAUGACCGCCCUGACUGUUAGAAAGAAAAAACAACAACAAAGUCGUGUCUUUUUCGGCGUUAUUUUUUAUGUUUACACUAACGUGGAUAACAGAGAAAGAGCUAGAGCGAGUGAGACGAAUUUCGUAGGAAGAAAAACAUGGAAAUUUAAAGCGGCGGUGAGAAAAUGAGGAAUGCUACCGGCCAGCAAGGUGAUUUCAAAUGAGCGGCAGUGAAAAAUAAAAGCGAACAUGAACACGGGAAACAAAAUAUUGGGUAAGCAUAUACGACAAUUCCUGCACAAAAAUAAUGUGUAACUAGGAAGUUUGACGUUUUAGUCGUACAAAACACCGUUUUAGUCGUGCAAAACAACGGCAAGGGAAAGACAAAAAAGCGUGUUGCACGUGCAAAUUUGUUUUUUGCUAAUUAGAAGAAAAAAUGUGCUGCACGUCCAAUUUGUUUUUUUUUCUAAUUAGAUCUAUUAGUCUCGAAGCCAUUUUCAUUGUCGUCCCCCUUUAGCAUUACACGAUUUAAUUUUUUUUUUGUUUACACGUAUUAUUAACCAGAGCUUCGCUUUUAGCCUGGGCUAAAUCUAUACAUUAACAUUAUCUGUCUGGCUUUUAUUUUGUAGAGAUAUAACAUAUUCUUACCAUGUGAGGCGGAUUCCGUUUGCAGACUACAGAGUUAAUGAGGUCAUUCCGGUGCUUAGUGAAAAAGAUUUUACAGACUCCAGUCAAAUGGGACGUCAAGAGAAUCGGCUGUUUCGAAAACGCUAUGGCAUCAAAAUAGAAUUCCAUCAAACUGGUCGAUUAGGUGUGUGAGGAAUGAUUUUUAAUUUUUUUCCCUGAUGUAUGGUGGGUUUCUUUGUUAAGUCACUAGGAAGGGUAAACUACUUCCGACUCCGACAAUCUGGUUUUCACUAGACCAUAAGCGGAACGUAAGCGAUGGAGUCCUAAACGGAGUCGGAAGAAAUGGAAACGUUAUGAUUCUUCUGACUCCGAUUCCGUCGCGCUUACGACUACGAUUUUAUAUUUUUACUAGGUCAUAAGCUCUCUUACGACUCUACUUACGACUCCGACUGCGACUCCGUCGCUAGAGAAAACCAGCCUUUAGUACGCAAGCGGGUGAUUUAUCCUUAAUUUAUUGUAUAAGCAGGCAACUUACAGACCUUUCAGAAAUCAUAUGCGUAGCAAAGUUCACAAAAUUUGAGCCCGUGUUAAACAGUAGAAAAUUUCGCAACUCCUCUUUACAAAUAACAUUCCUGCACACGGACUACUGUACAACAUCUCGAGGCAGCCGGUUUCGCCCCUCUUCGCGUUCGCCUCGUUGGAGUUCGACCCCCGAUUUACAUCAUGAUUGGUGUUAAGCGCCUACAAUACUGAUUAGAGCUAAGUACUGACUCAAAAUGGUUAGCUUCUAUUCACAGGCAGGUUUGUUACUUUAUAAAGGUUAAGUCACCGGUCAACUCCGAGGAGUGCGAAACCGGCAUAAAUACAACAUUUUUUUGUUAACUGUCUUUUCUUUAUUACCAAAGGUCAUUUCUCAUUGUCUUCAUUGUUACUUCGUCUUGCAUCUGGAGUUGGCUUGUUGACGUUAACAGCAACUGUUGUAGACAUUCUAGCGCUGUACAUCCUUCCUGAUAAAGUAAGAUACCGCAAAUAUGUCUACGAGGAGUCCCCGAUAUUAGAAAUGAAGAAGGAGCAAUAA